Molecule: messenger RNA, 1788 nt
Organism: Camelina sativa (false flax)
Lineage: Eukaryota; Viridiplantae; Streptophyta; Magnoliopsida; Brassicales; Brassicaceae
Product: putative polygalacturonase
Biological process (GO): carbohydrate metabolic process
Molecular function (GO): polygalacturonase activity
Source: RefSeq, a predicted model, not a curated record
GACUCUCUUGCUUCUUCUUCUCUUCUCCUCAUCUCCUCCUCCUCCCUUCUCGUCUUUUAAUUUUUUUUAUAUAUUUUUUUUGUUCUCUCUUGCGACUUUUCUCCUUCCCUCAUCAGGAACUUCUUAAGUUUCUGAGUCUAUGAAGAUGCCAGUGGCAUUGGUCUGGCUACUGGCAUUCAGUAUUCUACUGAUCGGAGGAGAAGGUAGUAAUGCUAUCUGCAAGGAGAGUUUCAAGUUAGACCCUAGACCGCACAGCGUUUCCAUUCUCGAGUUUGGAGCGGUUGGAGAUGGAAAGACGCUGAACACGCUUGCUUUCCAAAACGCUAUUUUCUAUCUCAAGUCAUUUGCGGAUAAAGGCGGUGCUCAACUUUAUGUUCCACCGGGGAAAUGGCUCACUGGAAGCUUCAAUCUCACGAGCCAUCUCACUCUCUUCUUGGAGAAAGGAGCAACUAUUCUUGCAUCACCGGAUCCAUCGCAUUGGGACGUUGUCAGUCCUCUACCGUCCUAUGGUCGUGGAGUUGAAAUUCCUGGAAAGCGGUACAGAAGUUUGAUUAAUGGAGAUAAUCUUGUAGACGUAAUCAUCACCGGUGAUAACGGGACAUUUGACGGUCAAGGUGCAGCGUGGUGGGAGUGGCUUGAGUCAGGGUCCUUAAACUAUAGCCGACCUCAUAUCAUCGAAUUCGUCUCUUCCAAAAACAUCCUCAUAUCGAAUCUAACCUUCUUAAACGCACCCUCAGUAAACAUUCACCCGGUUUAUUGUAGUCAUGUUCAUAUCCACAAAGUUUUGAUCGAAACAUCAGUUGAUUCACCAUACGUUCUCGGUGUUUCCCCGGAUUCUUCAGACAAUGUUUGUCUCGAGGACUCAACGAUCAACGUUGGCCACGACGCGGUCUCUCUCAAAAGUGGUUGGGACCAAUACGGCAUAAACUACGGCCGUCCAACCACAGCUGUUCAUAUUCGGAACCUCAGCUUAAAGUCUCCCACUGGCGCCGGAAUCUCCUUCGGCAGCGAGAUGUCAGGGGGAAUCUCUGACGUGACCGUCGAGCGACUUAACAUACACAGCUCACUUGUAGGCAUAGCCUUCAGAACCACCAGAGGCAGAGGAGGUUACAUCCGUAAUAUCACAAUCUCCAGCGUCGAUCUCUCCGGCGUUGACACAGCCAUCUUCGCCAGCGGACACAUCGGGUCGCAUCCGGAUGAUAAAUUCGACCGGGACGCACUCCCUGUCGUGACACACAUCAGCAUGCGGAAUAUCACCGGAGAGGAUAUAGGAUUGGCCGGUAACAUCACCGGGAUAGGAGAAGCUCCGUUCACGUCGAUAUGCCUAGCGGAUAUUCAUUUACAAACACGUUCAGAAUCUUGGGUUUGCUCCAACGUCUCUGGUUUCUCAGACGACGUAACACCGGAGGCUUGUACAGAGCUCAUGAGUUCUCCAUCGUCGUGCUUUGGUGGUGGUAGCUUAUACGGUGGAGAUGCGGCGGCUCAGUCGUGGUAAUUAUAGCGAAGUAAUAAACGGGUGAUGAGGAUAAGGAGAGUGAGGUGGGAGUUUGGUUUACGUACGAUACGAUUGGAUUUUUCAAAUUUUUUUGUCAAUAAGUUCAUAAAUUUGUUGUCAGAGCGAGAGGAUAAAAAAAGAAAGGAGAAUUACGUUUAAAGUGGUGAGUUUGAAGAACAGAGCGAGCUUCUUCUAUUGUUAUUAUGUACAGUUUCCAUUUCUUUCAUUCAUGGUGUAACAAAAAUUCAUCCUUUCUUUUUUAUGUGUAAGAAAAAAAGUAUAUCGUUUGUGAA